Messenger RNA from Anopheles darlingi, 3312 nucleotides. Its product is annotated as periodic tryptophan protein 2 homolog. Lineage: Eukaryota; Metazoa; Arthropoda; Insecta; Diptera; Culicidae. Gene Ontology annotation, molecular function: protein binding. Gene Ontology annotation, cellular component: Pwp2p-containing subcomplex of 90S preribosome; small-subunit processome. Gene Ontology annotation, biological process: maturation of SSU-rRNA from tricistronic rRNA transcript (SSU-rRNA, 5.8S rRNA, LSU-rRNA); ribosomal small subunit assembly. The coding region runs from base 68 to 3064 and encodes 998 amino acids. The transcript has 7 exons. The record is from RefSeq and is a predicted model, not a curated record.
GUGUUUUGAAAGCAUGUUUUUAAGCGCGCCGGUUUGUUAAUUUAAGAAUUUGUAGAAGUGUUUCACCAUGAAAUUCGCAUAUAAGUUUAGCAACCUGAUGGGCGCGGUGUUCCGUCGGGGAAAUCUGCUUUUCACACCGGACGGGUACUCCGUGGUCAGCCCGGUCGGCAACCGGAUCACGAUCUUCGAUUUGAAAAACAACAAAUCGUCCACGCUGGAUGUCGAGAGUUCGUACAACUACACGGCGAUCGCUCUUUCGCCGAACGGUUGCCUGCUGGUGGCCGUGAAUGAAAUCGGAGAAGCGCAAAUGAUCAGCAUGAUUUCACGGACCACCAUCCAUCGGUACAAGUUCCGGAGUGAUGUCAAGUGUGUACUUUUCAGCCCGGAUGGCAAGUAUUUUGCGGCCUGCGUUGAAACGGCCGUGCUGGUGUUCCGUACACCCGGUGAAGCUUCCGGUACGUACGGUUCGUUCGUGGUGGCCCGUGCGAUCGAGGUGGCGUACGAUGAUACAGUGUCCCUUGAUUGGGCCGCCAACUCGAAGCUGUUGGCAAUCGGAUCGAAGGAUAACACCGUUCGGUUACACAACGUCGAGUGGCUGGAAACCUUUCGUCCGUUCGUACUCGGUGGACACCGUGACGCGAUCGUCGGGUGCUUCUUCGAGGAUAAAACGCUCGACUUGAACACGAUCAGUCGCGAUGGCCAGCUGAUGCUGUGGGAAUGCGGUAUGGACAUUGACGAGCUGGAGAAGACACGUGCCCAGAUCGAAGGAGAAGAAGGCGAGCAGGAAAACGCUCCUCCGCGUGAGAAACGAAAACGAAAUCCCGAUGGUGAGGAUGAAGAACAGCAGGAGAAACUUUCGGCUGAAAAGGAUCUAGAAAAGGACGGUGCAACGGGUAGUGGCAAUGACUUGCGGAUGGAACAAUUGCGUGAUGCGGGCAUGGCAAAGGAAGGCGAAGAACGAGACGAACAGGGCAAGCUGAUUGUGCAGCAGAAGCGACAUCCGUUCUACUACAAACGUCUUGCACGCCACUUUCUGGGCAACGAGCCACGGAAAGAGAACCGGAAUGCGGUCGUUUCGUCCGUCGCGUACCACAACCAGCUGCGCAUUCUUGUGAUGGCCUUCUCUACCGGAGCGUUCUACUUGUACGAGCUACCGGAUGCGAACAUGAUUCACUCGUUGUCCAUCUCCGAGAUGAGCAUCGCAUCGGUUACGUUCAAUAAUACUGGCGAUUGGUUAGCGCUUGGUGUGUCCGAGCUCGGACAGUUGCUCGUCUGGGAGUGGCAAAGUGAACAGUACAUUAUGAAGCAGCAGGAACAUGCGCAGGGCAUGAACAGUGUGGCGUACUCACCGGAUGGCCACCAGGUGGUGACCGCUGGGCAGGACGGAAAGGUUAAGCUGUGGAACAUUGCGAAUGGGUUCUGCAUCGUAACGUUCACCGAGCACACGUCGGCCGUCAUGGCGGUUGAGUUUUGUCGCAACAAAAAAUUCCUCGUCAGCGCCUCCUUGGAUGGUACGGUUCGAGCGUACGAUGUGGUGCGGUAUCGUAACUUCCGUACCUUCACCUCACCCGAACCAGCGCAGUUUGCCUCGGUAGCGGUCGACUAUUCCGGUGAGCUCGUUGCAGCUGGUGGUCAGGAUUCGUUCGAGAUAUACCUCUGGUCGAUGAAGCUGGGCCGACUGUUGGAGGUUCUGAGUGGCCACGAAGGUCCCGUCGUAUCGUUGGCGUUUGCACCGGUCGCUUCCUCUUCGGCGAUGGUUUCCGGUUCCUGGGACCAGACGAUCCGCAUCUGGGAUUGUCUCGAGAGUUCGGGAGCACAUGAAACGGUUCCCCUGGGUUCGGAUGUGGUUUGUGUUGCGUUCAAACCGGACGGUGAAGAGGUAGCGGUCUCUACGCUCAACGGUAACAUUACCGUGUUCCACGUAAAAACAGCGGCACAGCUUGCUUCGAUUGAGGGAAGAAACGAUAUGGAAGGAAGCGUAUCGCAGACCGAUCUGAACACAGCCAAGAAGAACCUACUUGGACGGGCCUUCAUGUCGAUUUGCUAUUCGGCUGAUGGUGAGUGCUUGCUGGCUGGCGGUAAAUCCAAAUACGUCUGCAUCUACAAUGUCAAGGAAGCGAUUUUGCUGAAAAAGUUCCAAAUAACCCAGAAUCGUAGUCUGGAUGGAAUGGAUGAAUACAUGAAUCGUCGCAAUCUGACCGAGUUUGGUAACAUGGCCUUACUGGAGGAGCGUGAAGAACUCGAGGGUGGCAAUGUGGCCAUCCGGCUGCCGGGAGUGAAGACUGUAGAUUCGGCGGCACGUAACGUUAAACCGGAAGUUAAUGUGAAAGGGGUACGUUUCUCACCCUCCGGGCAAUCGUGGACAGCCGUCUCGACAGAAGGUUUGCUCGUAUAUGCCCUACACAAAGGCAUCGUGUUCGAUCCCUUUCAACUGUCGACCGAAGUGACACCGAAGGCGGCCCGUGCUUUGCUACAUGACGAACGGAACUAUGCCGGGGCUCUGAUUAUGGCACUGAAGCUCAACGAAUCAACUUUGCUUCAGGAAGUCGUUGAAAACGUUCCGUACCGCGAUAUUGAGCUAGUGAUCGGAUCCCUCCCAGAUGAGUUUGCUCUCCGGACGCUGCAGUUUAUUGCAAAGUUGCUCGGCAACACACAGCACAUUGAGUUCUAUCUACGCUGGGCUAAUCUACUGCUGACGCGGCUUGGUCAGGUUGAGUCGCUGCUGGAUUCACAAACGCUCGUUACGUUACAUCAGAACCUCAACCGGAAAUACGAGCAACUCAACAAAAUCUGCGAUUUCAACAAGUACACUCUGCAAGUGCUAAAGAACUUAUCGCUUUCUGGUUCGAAGCCUAGGCAGGGUGGGUUGGUCGCUAAAGAAAUUAGCAACGGCAAUGACGGUGGUGACGACGCUGCUUCUUCGGAGGACGAGUUUGAGCUGAUGCUAAUGAACGAAAGAGGCAUCAAUCGUCAUAAAAGUGGAACGGGAUCUUCAACCGAUGAGGAAGAAACCGAUGCGAGUGGCGAGGAUCAAGAAGCCAUGGACGAGGAUGAUGAGGAGUGACGAGAAGCACAAUAAAAACCUAAGGUUGGUGGAUGUCGAAAAUCAAUAGAGCGUGAGUGGGCUUUUCGAUUAUUUUACAGUUUUAUUUAAACUUUGUGUUACCGAAUCCGUAUCUCACCGUCUGUUACGUUACUUCGUGUGGCCGUUUGUUAAACGAUUUUGGGAUGGUUACUUGGGUAGAGCAGAAGACGAACCUUCGGCAACGUGGUUUUGAACAAAAGAAAAAUAGAAUAAUCUGCGCAACACAG